Trichoderma harzianum CBS 226.95 is the source of this 264-nucleotide messenger RNA. RefSeq lists its product as hypothetical. Lineage: Eukaryota; Fungi; Ascomycota; Sordariomycetes; Hypocreales; Hypocreaceae. Gene Ontology annotation, molecular function: protein binding. The annotation marks the transcript as partial. The transcript has a single exon. The record is from RefSeq and is a predicted model, not a curated record.
GGUCAGUUCCCUCUUCAUUUAGCUGCUAGAGGUGGAUUCAUGGGUAUCAUUGGCCUCCUCGUCAGCAGAGGGGCUAGAUUAGAUGCCAAAGACACUUAUGGGCGGACUGCGCUUCACUAUGCCGCCGAGGCUGGGCAUCUUGAGGCUGUCGGCAUGUUACUUUCUGUCGGGGCGAAUCCAUUUCUAGUAGACAGCGAAGGGUGCAACAGUCUACAUAUUGCUGCUAGUAAGGGAAGAGAGGAUAUAGUGCGUGUGUUGAUGGAG